Messenger RNA from Polyodon spathula (Mississippi paddlefish), 1287 nucleotides. RefSeq names its product phosphatidylinositol glycan anchor biosynthesis, class X (gene pigx). The transcript has 6 exons. Gene Ontology annotation, cellular component: endoplasmic reticulum membrane. The coding region runs from base 88 to 855 and encodes 255 amino acids. The record is from RefSeq and is a predicted model, not a curated record. Gene Ontology annotation, biological process: GPI anchor biosynthetic process. NCBI's taxonomy places the organism in Eukaryota, Metazoa, Chordata, Actinopteri, Acipenseriformes, Polyodontidae.
CGCAUCCUAUUUUAGGAGGUGACCUUCCGCGUUUUUCGCAACUUGGUGAUUUGUUGGAAGUAUAUUAAUGUGCUUCGGUAAUGCGACAUGGCUAUGGCAUUGUUGGGUUUAAUUUUGCUUUUUAAAUCGACGCAAAGUGACUUCACAACCGAUGUACAUAAACACACGCACAAAGGUGACAAAGGCUAUUGUUCAGAAAACGACUGGCUGCAAUCCUUCACAGUUAUUCGAGGCCUCGUAAACAAUGGGUUCCACAGAGAACUCGUGUCUCGUGUGCAGUGUGCCACUGCUGUUCCUGAGGGUUCCCAGGUCCUGCUGUUGGAGAAGCUGCCCCAGGGAAUCUAUGUAGAUCCAUACCAGCUGACUUCAGCACAGGAGCACAGUGACACACAGGAGGUGCUGCUGGCCUCUGAGAUCGAUUUGGAGGCUCCUGCCUAUUCGUCCUCUGGGUUCUCUGCCCUAGUUUACGCCUCACGGGACCCCCAGUGCAGCGGCUGCUUUACUACCACGCUGCCCAUUCACGCCCGAUACCACCGGCCAGCUGGCUCCGGGGAGGCAGAGCAGUGGGUCAGCAUUGAGAGCCCACGACUACUGGUCCGAGCUGAAGAGACCUCCCUGCCUCUGGCCUGCCCCCAGAACAAGGUGACCGAAGCCCCCUGCACUGCACAGAACCACAGCCUCUGCACCUGGCUGGAGACUCACUACCAGCAGGAGCUGGAAGCCGUUAGUCUGCGGAUUCCUGUGGGAGACCAGCGGCAGGUCCUGGCUGUCUGCACUGGGACUCUCUCUGUCACCCUGCUGUGCUGCUGCAUGAUCCUGGGAGCUGUGUGGAAGCACGGCCACUUCCUAUUUUAACUCCUGGGCACUGCUCUGUAACCUGCACAAACAGACAGGACGGUACAAGACACUGAGUCUACGCCAUGGUCACCCUACCUACAACAACUGCUCUUCCAGGGGUGUCUCAGUACAUUGAAAGCGGUCCUAGCUAAUGAAAAAUGCUUUACCCGUCAUGCACUUAGAUGUGCAGUCAUGAAAGAAGCACAUGUUAUUGCAAACUUCUAUUUAUUCAAAAAAUAUACAAGGAAAAAGAAAGCAUGCUUGAGUCAUUCUGUUUCUAUUUUGCUUUCUUGGUCAUUUCACCCCAGUAGUGUCAGCAGGGGGUCAAAGCAGGAGAUGACAGGAAAGAAGGCGUUAAAGGGGUGGGAACACUCACUGUGUUGGCUUCUGUAAUGGUCAUUGUAGUGAGAUGAUGAUGAUGAUGAUGAUGAUGAUGAUGAUGAUGAUGAU